Messenger RNA from Bactrocera oleae (olive fruit fly), 2460 nucleotides. Lineage: Eukaryota; Metazoa; Arthropoda; Insecta; Diptera; Tephritidae. The record is from RefSeq and is a predicted model, not a curated record.
UGGGGAGCCGCUGCGUGAAACGGAGCCCAAGCAGAGCAGUUCAGAUUGAGUUUCCGGCGGUGUUGGCCGACAUGACGGAACAAAUUUCGUUGUAAUUUUCACUGACAAAGCUACGCGUUUCUUAGCGGUGUUUUAUUGUUUUGACUCACGCGUGUUUUGCUGUUUUCUGUGUGUUGUUAUGUGUUUGUUGUAUGCGGACACGGGCGAAUGCGCAUGCGAGUGAAGUCAAAUAAACAAAUAGCAGGAGGCGACCGCGGCAAGCAAAGUGCGCGUCCCUUACAGCAGUCAACUUGCGUACAUGACUGAUAGUUAGACGGAUGCGCAGCGCACACGAUGGCAAAUUUGUAUUUAGCGUAAAGAAAUUUCAGUAAAUAACGGAAAAAGCGCACAAGAAGUGCGACGAAGUGAAGUAAGAUAAAAAUAAAUAAAUAAAAAUAAAAAUCAGUGGCAACUUCGAAAAAAGUGUGAAAAAGUGAUAAACGGAAAAGUGGCAAAAAAGUGUUUUGUGCAAAAAAAAAAACUUGACAAUUGUUGGUGUUGUGUGAAGCAGCGGCUAGCGUAUGGCUGUGAUGUGGCAAGCGUCAUUAUAAGCAACCAACAACAACAACAACAAAGGCAGCAGCAAUCAUAAAUGUUGCAUUUGCAUGUCAACAGCGCUGCGCCGCUUUGACAGUUAAUUUCGCGCUGUGUCUCAAAGAAGUUGCAGCAGCAGCAGCCGGAACAACAACAAUAACAUUAUAAUUAAUAUAUGUUGUUGUUGUGGUGAAACUUUUCCAACACACACACAGCACAAAGGUGUGUUGACACGCCCAAACUAACCGUUUACAAAAGCGUUGAGCGCCAAAUAGCGGUGGCGCAGCUGCAACGCCUGCAAUUUAGUUUAAAACUAGCGGUGUAUUAGUGCUUACAACAACAAUAAUAAUUUUUUUGCCGGCACACUAAACCAAAGUGCAUAUAUAACUAUCUUAUACAUACAUAUAUAAGUAGCUAGUGAUCGCAACAGCAACAACAACAAUAAUUAGUUGCUCAUUGCAGCAGCAAAUGCGCCGACGCCGACAGCAGCGCAACCUCAACUGUCAUUAGUUGACGUUUUAAUUGCGGCUUCGAUUUGCAUUUUAACUUAGCAAUACAAUAGCGUUAAACAGCAACGACAACAAGAAUAACAACAACAACAACAAGCGUUGCAAAAAACCCAUACUUGUUUCCUUCAGCAUUGUCUGUGCGCACACGAAAGCGAAACGAAGUAUUAAACAAAGAAAAGUGUAAAAAUUAUAUGCUAUAUUGCUGGUGUUGUUGCCGCUAACUGCAAUUCAUCAGCAACACACACACAUAUGCGUGUAUACAUGCAUGUAGCUGCUCAGCUGUAGCGCUAAAAAGUGCUUUAACGCUUGUUUUUGUAUAGCAAAUGAUAAACAAAAAAGUUUGAAAAUAAAAGUUAGCUGGGUGCUAAACAGUUAUGACAAAAAUCGCCAAAUAUAACGGUACUAAUUUGUAAUAAUAAACAGGCGUUCAAAACACAAAUACUCGCACAAUAUAAAAAUACUAAAGAAGAAUACUCAGCUAUUUACUAAAAAAACAGUACUGAAGAAGAUUACGCGAGUGGCUGCUAGACAAAAAGAGUGCUCUCAAAAUUUAACGGUACUAACAUAGGAUACUCAAGUUUUACCAGAAAAUACGGUGAUUAUAACGGUACUAAGGUCGCUAUAUAAUACGAGUGAAAGUAAAUAAAUAAUUUAAAAUAAAAUUAAAAAACCAAACGUAACGGAACCAAAAAAUACAAUAUUCAUAAAUCACAACCCUAAAAAAUUUUGAAAAAAAGUAAAAAAAAAAAUACAGGCUGAUUGAAACAACAGCUGAAAAUUAAGCAAAUUAAAAAUUAACUUGCCGCUCCUGCCGCAAAUUUUAGUCAAUAUACCAAAAACACAAAAAAACAUAACAACAACAACCAAAAUGAAUUGCGUCGCAAUACCACCACCGGAAGAGAAGCAGCAACCGACACUGCAAAUAAUGCACAACGAACUGGUAUUGCCAUCGCCGCACGCCCAACCGGAUGUCAACAACUGCAGCAACAGCAGCGGCAACACAUCAAAAACGCAAUCACUGCAGCGUACCACACACCUGUAUUGUCGCUCGUUGGAGAAGGAACGCGGCGAUCGACGCACUUCAUCGCGCGGUUUAGCUUCGUGUUUGCGCGGCGAACGCGAUGAGUUCGUCGGUGAUUAUCGUGAGUUGCGUCCGCGUGCGCAACAAAUUGAUUUGCUGCCGACAGUUAUGAUUAGUCAUGGUGGUGCGGAUAAUGUUGCCGUCGCUGCAACGUCUGGUGUUGGCAAUAACGGAGCUAUGGAGUCGCAUGCCGAUGCGAGUGGCAGGUGUGAGUACAAAUCGAAAACCCUGCCACGCAUCCAUUUCGAUACUUCCAUUAAUGAUACGUCAUUAAAUGAAGGUAAAUUAUUAGUGUAA